CAUUAACUCCCACACGCAAUGCUUCGGUGACCCUGCAAACUGACAUUCCACGCCACAGCAUGUGGCUGGACCGCUUCUCCGCCCAUUCCACGCCAUCGGGCACGCCUCCCCCUCGUGGCCAGUCCUAUUCACCCGCACCUCGGCGGCCAUACCAGGCUUCAGGGCCCGGUCCUUUACCUCCAAGACCCGGCAUAAACCCCAGAUCUUCCUCUCUCUCUCUCGUCUCGCCGUCAUCAUCAUCCACAAGCCUCCCGUCGACCUCGCGGUUACCCAAUGGCGCAGGCAGGAGGCGACAGGGAACUGGUGGAGUGCCCCCGAACGUCUCAGACCCCCUACAGGUGCUAGAAGCAAUACUAGGAAGGCCUCCUCGCAAACCCCCUGUCAUAAAAGGCGAUGAGAUAGCUGAACCAGUACCAAAGAAACCAGAAGAGGUGGUUGAAGACAUAGACUUUGGAGGUUUGAGCUUGCAGGAGUUUGCGGCGAUAGAGUCGGAUACGCCUGAGAUACGGCACUCUUCUCCUGUGCAUACAUAUAGCACGCAGUCAGUGGAAGAAUACGACAAGGAAAAGGACAAGUUUGAAGAUCUCCAUAAAUCGAUAUUGGCCUGCGAUGAGGUCCUGAAGUCCGUGGAGGCAUAUCUGACGAACUUCCAGUCGGAUCUUGGAGCGGUGUCGUCGGAGAUUGAAAGUCUUCAGAACCGUUCGAUAGCUCUGAAUACGAAGCUUGAGAACCGGAAAGUCGUGGAAAAGCUGCUUGGACCGGCGGUAGAAGAUAUCAGCAUCUCACCAGCCGUCGUGAAGAAGAUCGCUGAAGGCCCAGUGGAUGAAGGCUUCCUUCGAGCACUGGCAGAGCUCGAAAAGCGAUCAAAGACGACAAAUGCAAAAGCGAAAGAGCAGCCAGAUGUCAAGGCAUUAACAGACAUCAAGCCCCUGAUCGACGACCUGACAGACAAGGCCAUCGAACGAAUCCGCGACUACGUUGUCGCUCAAAUCAAAGCCAUCCGGUCCCCUAGCAUGAACGCUCAAAUCAUUCAACAGCAAGCGUUCUUGAAGUACAAAGAUCUCUAUGCCUUUCUCGCAAGGCACCAACCACAGCUUUCCCAAGAGAUCGCACAAGCAUAUAUUUAUACUAUGCGCUGGUACUACCUCAACCACUUUACGCGGUACCGACAAGCACUGGAGAAGCUCAAAUUACAGACCCUGGAUAAACAUGAUGUUCUCGGGGAAGACUCGAGCGCAAAACGAGGCCCACUUCUGGGCAACAACCGCACCCUACCCCCAUCCCACGAGGCCUUCUCUCUAGGUCGACGAUUUGAUCAUCUCAAAAAUCCCUCUCCCAAUGCUCUAACCGCCUACCUCGCCGAAGAAGAAAAAGGUGCGCACUACCUCGAAGUUCCAUUCCGGUCCUUCAACCUCGCCAUCAUCGAUAACGCCUCCUUCGAAUACACAUUCCUCACCACCUACUUCAGCCCAUCGCAAAACUACCAUGCAAUAUCCCGAACCUUCGCCUCCAUCUUCGAACCCACCCUCUCACUCGGCCAAUCCCUAACGAAACAACUCACGGAAUCCACAACGGACACUCUCGGCAUCCUGCUCUGUGUCCGCCUUAACCAACACUUCGCCUUCGAACUCCAACGCCGAAAGGUCCCGACUGUAGAAUCCUACAUCAACGCAACAAACAUGCUGCUCUGGCCACGCUUUCAGCAAAUCCUCGACCAACAUUGCACUUCGCUACAGAAACUCACUUCAUCUCUCCCCACCCGUCCAUCCGGCGGUGGCGCUGCAGCGCUUCUAUCACCUUCCUCGUCGACCCACGCGCAAUCAACCGCCCCGACUCCCCUCACACAGAAAUUCGCAAACCUGCUCCAAGGUAUCCUGGCAUUGAGCAGCGAAGCCGGCGAUGACGAACCCGUCAGUGUUAGCGUGGCGCGGCUGCGAAGCGAGUUUGAAGCAUAUCUAACGAGGCUGAGUAAGGGAAUUUCGGAUAAUAGGAAGAGAGAAAGAUUCUUGUGUAAUAAUUAUAGUCUCGUUUGUACGAUUUUGGCGGAUACAGAGGGGAGGUUGGGAGAGGAGAUUCGGAGUCAUUUCGAGAAGUUAAGGGAUGCUUUUGAGAAGUAAGGAGCUGUGUUUUGGCGACUUUUGGAUGGGGUGGAUAUAUGUUAGCGUUAGAGCAUGUGUAGGAUUGCGAUAUUAAUCAACUGAUUAUUCGACGUGGUGGGUGAACUGUUGGUUAUGUACUAGCAAAGCAAUUUGAUACUUGAU
Molecule: messenger RNA, 2261 nt
Organism: Lindgomyces ingoldianus
Lineage: Eukaryota; Fungi; Ascomycota; Dothideomycetes; Pleosporales; Lindgomycetaceae
Product: Vps52-domain-containing protein
Exons: 2
Coding region: 60-2117 (685 amino acids)
Biological process (GO): endocytic recycling; retrograde transport, endosome to Golgi; Golgi to vacuole transport
Cellular component (GO): GARP complex
Molecular function (GO): syntaxin binding
Source: RefSeq, a predicted model, not a curated record